UCUUGGGAGCCUCAGGAAAACAUUUCCCUCGAUCGUAUCCGGUAUGACUGACUGAUUGAUACCAAUAUUCUGCCAUUUUUUUCAGGAUUCCUAUCAUUGGAAAAUAAGUUAUUUUAAUUUUGAAAAGGACACUCAACCUUGCCACAGUGUAAAUCAAAAACGUAAUUCUCUUUACUGGGUUAUUAACUUUAAUGUUACGUUCGGGAAUUUAGAGCAGAUAUGAUCAAUUUAUGUCAUGCCUCACUUUUUCAGCAACAAAAUCAAGCUUUUGAAUGGCCUGUUUUCUAUUUACUAUUUAGUUAAUACCAUCAGAUUCUAUUCAUUAAAGGCAUAAAAAAGCUGGCUUGUCUUUUUUUUGUAAUUGUCAACUGGCAAUGGAGUUGAAAUAUUUCAACUUUUAUCUUUUUCCUUUAUUCAGGUUUUUUGAGAAUUCAUCCAAAGAUGAAGUGAUUAUCUACAAUCAAUGUGCAUCUCUUAGAGUUGCCAUUCAACAACAUCUCAAAUCCAAGUCAAAGUUACCUGUAACUAUAACAUUCCAUGGUGAUGUCCACAAAUUUCUUUUCAAAAAGAUGGGAAUUGUCAGGGAUGGUUGGUAUUUCCUAAACAAAGAUGACUUUCCCUGCAAAUAUUUCCCACGCUUUUGGGACCACUGUGCGUACAGUCAUGGCCAGGGAGUAAAAGUGUUCUAUCCAAUAAAGGUUAGACAUUUUAUUUCCUGGUCUCCAAAAAAAUAUAGCAUAGGUGAUCACAAUCCUUCCCUUAGAGCUUUUCAGGAGAAGCUUACCUUCAUUAGAGUAGCUGUUGGAGAUGACUCUUAG
Pocillopora meandrina is the source of this 818-nucleotide messenger RNA. NCBI's taxonomy places the organism in Eukaryota, Metazoa, Cnidaria, Anthozoa, Scleractinia, Pocilloporidae. The record is from the annotation of a GenBank genome assembly.